Molecule: messenger RNA, 2410 nt
Organism: Brachypodium distachyon (stiff brome)
Lineage: Eukaryota; Viridiplantae; Streptophyta; Magnoliopsida; Poales; Poaceae
Exons: 4
Coding region: 77-1960 (627 amino acids)
Biological process (GO): starch metabolic process; regulation of starch metabolic process
Cellular component (GO): chloroplast stroma; starch grain
Molecular function (GO): starch binding
Source: RefSeq, a predicted model, not a curated record
UCUCUCUCACUCACACACUUCCCGAGUCCUCUGAUCCCUCCACUCGGAGUCCAAGGCCAGGGCGCGCGGGAGGACAAUGGCGACCAACUCCGCCGCGGCCCCCAUCACCCCCGCCGCCGCCGCGCCCCACCUCCACCCCUCGCACCUCCUCCUCCUCCAUGGCCGCCGGGGCGCGGGGCGGCGCGGCGCGGCGCGCGUCGUGCGUGCGGCGGUGUCCGGGGAUGGGGCCGGGAGAGGCGGCGCCCGGACCGGGGCCGGGAGCCCGUCGUACCUGGACAUGUGGAAGAAGGCGGUGGACCGGGAGCGGCGGUCCGCGGAGCUCGCGUACCGGCUCCAGUCGUCGCCGCCCCCGCCGGCGGACCCCGAAGCGGAGGCAUCCGCGCCGGCGCCGGACGUGGCGCGGAGGACGGCGCGGUUCGAGGAGAUGCUGCGGGUGCCCCGCGAGGAGCGCGACCGCGUGCAGCGCACCCAGGUCAUCGACCGCGCCGCCGCGGCCCUCGCGGCCGCGCGCGCCGUGCUCAAGGACCCUCCGCAGCAGAACCCGCCGCCGCCGCCGCCGCCGCCGAUGCAGGAGCAAAAGCCCGGGACGGACGUGGAAUUGGAAGGGUCGGGCGACGGGUUAGGUUCGUGGAAGGCUCCGGGAGGGUCGGAUUGGAGCUCGAGCUCACUGGCGGAGGUCGAGCCACCGCCGGCGCCGUCGCAGUCGGCCAAAGUGCCAAACACUGGGGAUUCAUCUCCUUCCAAGCAGUCAAGUUCCAAGCUUGGUACUCCUGGUCCAGAUUUCUGGUCAUGGUUACCACCAGUGGAAAAUAGCAGUGAACCGAGAGAAAGCAAUACUGGUUUAAAACCAUCAAAGAAAGCCGAGUCCUUCUCCAGUCAACCUGAUUUGUUGGAAAAGGAACGGUCAGCAGACUUUUUGUCACUUCCAUUCGUGACCUCUUUCUUCGAGAAGAAGGAAGAUCGAUCUCUUCCUCCCUUCCAGUCAUUUGCGGAGCCUGAAAAUGUGGAUUCUGAGGUCAAGCCAGCUGCUGAUGCAGAGGAGGUAUUCGAAACACAGUUUUCAAAAAAUGCAGCUGAGGCGGCUAGAGCUCUUAGUACAAGUGAUGAGAAGUCAUCACAUGGGAUAGAUCCAGAUGGUUCGAAGUGGUGGAAGGAGACUGGUGUAGAACAAAGGCCCGAUGGUGUUAUUUGCAAAUGGACUGUUAUUAGGGGAGUUAGUGCUGAUGGAGCUGUUGAAUUUGAAGACAAGUAUUGGGAGGCUUCAGACCGCUUUGAACAUAAAGAAUUAGGUUCUGAGAAGUCCGGGCGUGAUGCCAGGGGCAAUGUUUGGCGGGAAUACUGGAAGGAGUCGAUGUGGGAGGAUUCCACAUCUGGGCUUAUGCACAUGGAGAAGACGGCAGAUAAGUGGGGAAAGAAUGGCAAAGGAGAGCAGUGGCAAGAGCAGUGGUGGGAGCAGUAUGAUUCAAGCGGCAAAGCUGAAAAAUGGGCUGAUAAAUGGUGCAGCCUGGAUCCUAAUACACCGUUGGAUGUUGGUCAUGCUCAUGUUUGGCAUGAAAGGUGGGGUGAGACAUAUGAUGGCAGCGGAGGCAGUGUGAAAUACACUGACAAAUGGGCUGAGCGUUCAGAGGGCGAUGGAUGGUCGAAGUGGGGUGACAAGUGGGACGAACACUUUGACCCGAAUGGCCACGGUGUGAAACAGGGAGAAACCUGGUGGGAAGGCAAAUACGGGGACCGGUGGAACCGCACCUGGGGCGAGGGGCACAACGGCUCUGGCUGGGUGCACAAGUACGGUAGGAGCAGCAGCGGCGAGCACUGGGACACACACGAGCCACAGGAGACAUGGUAUGAGAGAUACCCGCACUUUGGCUUUGACCACUGCUUCGAGAACUCGGUCCAGCUCCGCUCUGUGCCUAAGCAGCCUCCAAAGAAUCUGAAGCCCGGAAAAAGAGUAGAUGCUUAGGAACAUUUCUGCUACCGUCAUAAUCAUCCCUGCAAUGGAGUUAGUAGCUGGCUAAUCAUCCAUGCCCAUCUUCAUUUUUCUUUAUUUUGCUUUAGAGCGCGCCUUGCUUGUACCGGUAGUCCGGUACCAUGACUCGCUUUGUGUCCUGUCCUGAACUGUGAUAAGGUCAAAGUGAAAAUGAUAAGAGUUCUGAGCUAUGGCAUCAAGUAUAUAUGCUCCAAGGCAAUAGAAAGGUUACUGGUCCAAGUAUUUCGAAUUGCUUCUGUGGUCUGUGUUUGUCCCCUUCAGGGAUGCAGGAUGCCUAGAUGGAAGUUCUGGAGGUAAAACUGAAGCCAGGAUGGCUCUAGCUUUUAUGCUAGUUAGCUUGAUAAUAUAGAAGUAGUGAUGUAUAUGUAUGUUACUUCUACUUUUAUGGCUUCAACUUAACAGUCAGGAUUCAAGUGAUGUUUA